Messenger RNA from Clupea harengus (Atlantic herring), 1080 nucleotides. Its product is annotated as trace amine-associated receptor 13c-like. Gene Ontology annotation, molecular function: trace-amine receptor activity. NCBI's taxonomy places the organism in Eukaryota, Metazoa, Chordata, Actinopteri, Clupeiformes, Clupeidae. The record is from RefSeq and is a predicted model, not a curated record. Gene Ontology annotation, biological process: G protein-coupled receptor signaling pathway. Gene Ontology annotation, cellular component: membrane.
UCCAGGACAAAUGACCUUUAAUGAAAUGAACAGUACAGGUAAUUGCCUACUGCCCCUCAAAUCAUCCUGUUCAAAGAUAUAUUCUUCUGAGGCAGCUUACAUGUCACUGUAUGUGUUUGCUGCAGUUGUGGUGUUAUUUACAAUGUUUGGAAACCUAUUUGUAAUCAUCUCUGUCUGUCAUUUGAAGCAACUUCAUACUCCAACCAAUAUCCUUAUCCUCUCUCUUGCUAUGUCUGAUUUUCUGGUGGGUUUAUUUGUGAUGCCUGUGCAUUUAAUGAUUUGGAUUGAAUCUUGCUCACUGUUUAAGCCAGCAUUUUGUUCCUUCUCUAAUAUGAUUAGUUUCCAUUUAACUUUUGUCUCUAUAUAUAAUAUUACUUUCAUUGCUGUAGACCGUUACUUUGCCUUAAGUAACCCUUUCCUCUACUCCAAGAAGGUUUCACUCUUACUAGCAUUUAUUAUCACAACACAUGUCUGGAUUGUGUCACUGUUUUACAACUGUGCACUUCUUUACUUUAAUGGGAACUUCAAGCACAAAUGUUCGGGUAGAUGUCUUCCUUACAUAAAUGAACUGUGGUUUACUGCUGAUCUUGUAAUUGUUUUUAUUUUACCAUGUGCUACCAUUAUAAUUCUGUACAUGAAAGUUUUCUUCAUAGCUAGAAGGCAUGCAGUCGCAAUCAGGGCAACUUUGGACUACCAGAACAAUUACGACUCAACAAGAUCAGAGAGAAAAGCUGCCAAAGUUCUUGGAAUUCUUGUAUCAGUCUUUCUGAUAUGUUUAAUACCCUAUUAUAUUUGUAUGUUGCUGUUUGAUGUAUUAGCCCAGUCAUAUGACCAUGUAGUGAAUAUCAUGAUAACCCUCUUUUUCCUCAACUCCACCAUCAACCCCCUAAUUUAUGCUCUGUUCUAUCCUUGGUUUCAGAAAAGUAUGAAACUAAUUUUCACAUUCAGAAUAUGCAAGACCGACUCCUCACUGAUGAAUGUGCUCUCAAGUGGUUACUGAGCUUGUCUGCCACCAUGAGGUGUUUACCAUGUGUAAAUGCCACUUGUAACCAUUUGCAAUUAAAACAAUGUAAUCAUUCC